Messenger RNA from Phaeoacremonium minimum UCRPA7, 579 nucleotides. Its product is annotated as putative 3 exoribonuclease protein. The record is from RefSeq and is a predicted model, not a curated record. Gene Ontology annotation, biological process: rRNA catabolic process; nuclear mRNA surveillance; poly(A)-dependent snoRNA 3'-end processing. The transcript is spliced from 2 exons. The coding region runs from base 1 to 579 and encodes 192 amino acids. Gene Ontology annotation, cellular component: nuclear exosome (RNase complex); nucleolus; cytoplasmic exosome (RNase complex). Lineage: Eukaryota; Fungi; Ascomycota; Sordariomycetes; Togniniales; Togniniaceae.
AUGGGCCACGAGCACUCCCCAGAUCUGCGCCAUUCUCACCUCACAUCGUUCUCUCUGCUCACGUCAAAGCGAGAUCUAAGCAUCCACCUUGAGACUGCACUCCGGGGCGUGGUCAUUGCGGACCGAUGGCCCAAGAGCGGUGUUGAUAUCAUCAUCUCUGUUAUCGAAGGGGAUCAAGACCGUGGUCUGUCCCGGGGCGACUACGACGAGGCGUGGGACACAAUGAACGUCCUUAGUGGGUGUGUCUCCGUCGCAUCUGCUGCUCUCGCUGAUGCCGGUAUUGACUGCGUUGACACUGUCGCCGGUGGAGUUGCUGCACUCGUGGCUGAUGGAGAAGAGUCUACACCGAGAAUUGUGGUUGACCCCGUACCAUCACAACACAGCAAGGUCCUAGCCGCCUGUUGCGUUGCAUAUCUACCCACUCGCGACGAGGUUACCAACCUCUGGUUCAAGGGUGAUGUGCCUGCAUCAGAUGCUUCGACCUACACGAAGAUGAUAGAAAACAGCAUUCUAGCUUCACGAAAAGCUAACCGGGUUCUUGUCGACUCUCUAAACGAGACUGUUGUGCAGGCUCGAUGA